GAUGUCAAUGAUGUCAUCAAGAGAAGACUGUGGAAGUUUAUCCAUGCUGGAGAUCAAUCCAUAACCAUAAAGUCAGAAUCAAAUGGUGACUCAAAUCAAGAUGCAGAAAUAUACAUUCGAUAUAUCUUUUGCAAUUGUGAUCUUUUUGCGAAUGAUAUAACUGAAAUGAGGCUUAGGGACAUAAAACCAUCAAUGAAGCUCAAGGAUAUAACAAAGAAGAUACAUAGUGAAAACAAAAUUCCUCAAGAGGAAACAAUCGAGCUAUAUUCAAGUCAUGGAUACCCAUUACAAAAUAAUGAGAUAACUGGAGAAGGUACAUUGAGACAUUGGAAAAUAGACGAUGGUGACUUAUUUUAUGUAUUAAGAAGGCUGAAAGAGCAACCACAAAUGAAAGAGUUUGUUUCAUUACCUGAAGUAGAUCACAACAUUGGUCAAGAAACUUUUGUAAUUGAAACUCCUUUCCAUGGCUCAUUCCCAGUUAAUGCAUACAUGGAUUGUGACUCACCAGAAGACAUAGCACAAAAAGUUUACAAUGUUACUGAAUUGCAAGUUCCUUUUAUGUCACUCUAUGUGAGGAGGGGAUAUGAACAUCAAAGAAUGACAGCAUUUACAGAAUUAAAGGAUAGGGAUCACAUUAGAGUUGUAUUGAGAAACCCAUUAGAAAUUGUUCAGCCUCAUUCUAUUGAUUAUGGCAGCCAGAAUUAUCAUUUUUUGGUUCCACAAACACCUAAAGGAAUCACAAAAUUUUUUUCAAUACUUAAGUUAAUUGUAUGCAAACUAUAAUAGAUACAUUAAUUGCAUGUGAUUGUUUAUACAGUGUUCACCUCAGCCCUAUAAUAAAGAAUAUGACUUUGAAAAAUUUUUGUCUUACUUAAUGAUACUCACUGAUUUCCCUCCUUUGGUCUAUGCAUUACAAAAUCUAAAAGAAUUUUCUUUCCUUACAAUAUCUAGUUGGACAGCACUAAUUGAGGGUUUCUAUUUACUUUUCAAAACAAUCCUUGACUUCUUUGCUAAAGUGAGCAAAGAUGAAAUCUUUGAAUAUUCAGAUUACAUUUUUUCCAUAUUCAUACAAAAGUCACAUAAUAUUGAAGAAACAUGCACAGAAACACAGCAAUGUUCAUUGGUUUGCCCAUUAUCAGGAACAAGAAUACAUCAACCAGUCCGUGUAGAUGUAGAUAUGACACAAGGUCCCUUUGAUAAAGAAAACAUCCUUGCUAAAAUUGAAAGUGAUAAUGACUUUGGUCAGUUUGGAGGCAAGCUUACAAAAGAACAGAUAAAGAGAGACAUUGAGACUGCUAAACUUCUCAUGUAUUUUCCAUGGGAAACUGAUAAAAAAGCAUGUGUAUGGACAAAUCCACCAAAAUAUGUCAAACCACCCAAAAUUUGUAAAAAGGUAGAGGUAUCAUUUAAGUGGUAUGAUAUGUUAAACUCAUUAAAAGAGCUACAUAUACUGAAUCCUCAAGGAUUAUAUAGCGGGGAUGAGUGUUUAACUUACAAUAGUGAAGCACAUUUGAUAUACUUCCUUGGCUCAACAAAGAGCACAGAUGAAAAGCGAAGAUUCUACAAUGCAUGUGCUGAUGUUGAAAGUAGCUACCAACAAGUGAUACACAAAUCUGAACUUGAGACAAUUGGAAACUCAGGCCUUGAGAUGCAAGUUACAUCUGAUAUAUGGAAAGUUAUCAACAAAGACACUGAGGAAAUUCAAAACUAUGAUGAAAUAAGAAAAUCUGCUGUCAUUUCACCUAAGGAAAGUAUACAGUGGGAAACAGAAGAAGCAAUUGUGAUACUAUUUGAUCAAAGUGGUUCAAUGAAAAACGUAGUUUUCAAAGAAAUGGGGAACAUGACAAGAAUUGAUGCUGCUAAACAAUUGUUCAACAGUUUUGCAACACGGACUCAAGCAUAUAAGCUGCACCAUGCACUAGGACUAACUAUAUUUGGAUCAGAAGUCACUGUAAAACUAAAGCUCACAAAUAACACUGAGGAAUUUGAGACAAGUUUGAAAGACAUUGGCAUAAAAGGUUCAACAGAAUUGACAGCAGCAGUUGUUAAUGCAGUUCAGCAACUUAGACAGUUUAAUUGCAAAAGGAGAAUAAUGUGCUUAACAGAUGGACACAACACCUCGAGAACUACAUAUGAAACUGCAUUAAGCUCUGCAAAGGAAGCUAAUGUAAUUGUAGAUACAGUUUUAUUGACAUUCCCUGGAGAUAAUAAUGAACAAAAGGCAUUCUCUCAUGCAACGGGAGGUGUUUGUGUUCUCCCUAAAACAAUGCAGGAAGCACUCAGAUACUUUGAAUUAGAUGCAAUGCUCUCACUGAGUGAAAGGGUUUCUAGACAAUUUUCAACUGACUUAAGUGUGUUAAAAGACACCACUAAUUAUCCAUAUGAGACAGAGACUAGCUUUAAAUCAAUCUACAUUGAAGCAUUUCACAAAGUAAAGACACAGUCAAUAAAAAGUCACAUAGAUCAGUUGAAAGAAACACCAAGCAAUUCACAGCAACGAAGAAUAUUAAGAGAACUUAGAGAGUUCAUGCAUAAUCCUCAUCACAGUAUAGCAGUUUAUCCAAGUCAAAACAACUAUGAGAAAUGGAAAGUACUGAUGACUGCCCCAGAAGAAAGUGCUUAUGCAGGAGGAGUAUUUGCUCUGAGUGUUGAAUUUCCUAAAAAGUAUCCCUUUACCCAACCUGAAAUACGAUUUCUUACACCAAUAUAUCAUUGUAAUGUUAGUAGCAGCAGUGGGAGGAUAUGUCAUGCAAUACUUGGAGAAUCAUACACACCCUCCAUCAGUAUGAGAGAAAUACUGAGCUACAUUUAUGGACUGUUGAUGUGUCCUGACAUUGAUACUCCUCUUGACAGUGCACUUGCUGGAGAAUAUGGAUACCAGAGUGGUAGAGACAAAAGUCAUACUGAAUAUUUUCAAGCAGCAAGUGGAUACUUUAGAAAAGCUGGGGAAAAAGUCAAAUUGCAUGCAAGUAGAGCAUUUGAUGAUUUACACAAAGAAUUUAGUGGAUGACUUGUCUUGAACUAUAUGUACUAUUCAAAUUAACUAUUUGCUGUA
Molecule: messenger RNA, 3055 nt
Organism: Amphimedon queenslandica
Lineage: Eukaryota; Metazoa; Porifera; Demospongiae; Haplosclerida; Niphatidae
Exons: 25
Coding region: 875-3010 (711 amino acids)
Source: RefSeq, a predicted model, not a curated record